Monosiga brevicollis MX1 is the source of this 1851-nucleotide messenger RNA. RefSeq lists its product as uncharacterized. Lineage: Eukaryota; Choanoflagellata; Craspedida; Salpingoecidae. Gene Ontology annotation, biological process: methionyl-tRNA aminoacylation. The record is from RefSeq and is a predicted model, not a curated record. Gene Ontology annotation, molecular function: methionine-tRNA ligase activity; ATP binding. Bases 1 to 1851 code for a protein of 616 amino acids. The transcript has 18 exons. Gene Ontology annotation, cellular component: aminoacyl-tRNA synthetase multienzyme complex; cytosol.
AUGCCCAAGGUCCACGUCCGCCCACCGGCACCCAUCUUGCCCAAAGCGGGGGCUCGCAACAUUCUUGUCACGAGUGCGCUGCCUUAUGUCAAUAAUGUGCCGCACUUGGGCAACAUUAUUGGUUGCGUCCUCUCAGCCGAUGUUUAUGCCCGGUUUGCGCGCAAUCAGGGCCAUACCGUCCUCUUUGUGUGCGGCACAGACGAAUAUGGCACAGCAACGGAAACCAAGGCGCUGGCCGAGGGCAUGACCCCUCGGGAGAUCUGCGACAAGUACCACGCCAUCCACAAGGGUGUUUACGAGUGGUUCAACAUUAGCUUUGACCACUUUGGUCGCACCAGCACGCCGCUGCAAACCGAGAUUUGCCAAGACAUCUUCAAAAAGUGCUACGCCAAUGGCUUUGUUCAACAAAAGGACGAGCAACAGUGGUACUGCACAUCCUGUGAAACGUUCCUGGCAGAUCGUUUUGUGGAGGGCAUCUGUCCUGAUUGCGGCUACGACGAUGCCCGUGGAGACCAGUGUGACGAGUGCGGACACACGUUUGAUGCCAUCAAGCUCAAGUCGCCGCGUUGCCGUUACCGCAAGGACUGCAAUAAGGCACCCGAGCUGCGCACUUCCCGCCACCUCUACUUGCAGCUGGAUAAGCUCCAGCCUCUCACCGAGAAGUGGUAUGCCGAGUCAAACGAUAAGCAUGCCUGGAGCAAGAUCGCGCAGGACAUCUCGCGCAACUGGUUCAACAUGGGCCUCGAGGCACGCGCCAUUACGCGUGACCUCAAGUGGGGCAUCCCUGUGCCGCUUGAGGGAUUCACCGAAAAGGUGUUUUACGUUUGGUUUGAUGCGCCCAUUGGCUACAUCUCCAUCACGGCCAACUACACGGAUCAAUGGGAGCAGUGGUGGAAGAACCCAGAGAACGUCGAGUUGUUCCAGUUUAUGGCCAAGGAUAACGUGCCAUUCCACUCCAUUGUCUUCCCAUCUGCCCUUCUCGCAUCUCAGGACAACUGGACGAUGCUGAAUCAUCUGAACGCCGUGCAGUACCUCAACUAUGAAGGAACUCAGUUUUCCAAGAGCCGUGGGGUUGGCGUGUUUGGCGACUCGGCUCGUGACUCGGGAUUGGCCGCGGAUGUAUACCGCUUCUAUCUUCUCUACAUGCGACCUGAAGCUUCCGAUGCCAACUUUGACUGGGAGGAUCUGGUGGCCAAGCACAACAACGAGCUGCUCAACAAUUUGGGCAACUUUGCCAACCGGGCUCUCUCUUUUUGCAAGCGCUUUUUUGACGGCAAAGUGCCCAAGAUCGCGCUUGAUGACACCGCUGUCGAGGCCGUGGCACAGGUCAACACCGAGCUGCGUGCCUACACCGAGGGUAUGGAGUCCCAGGUUCGGAUCCGUGAUGCCAUUCGUGGCAUCUUGUCCGUGUCCCGCAUCGGCAACCAAUACUUGCAGAGCACCAUGCCUUGGAAGCUGGUGAAGAACCCCGAAACAGCAGCUCAGGCUGGCUCCAUCGUGGGCGUCGUUCUGAAUUUGACCUACUUGAUUGCGCUCAUGCUCGAGCCCAUCAUGCCGGACACGGCCCAGGAGCUGCUGCAGCAAAUUGGUGCUGAGCGCCGAUUUUUGCCAUCAGCCUUUGCGCCUUUGUUGGACGAAGGCCACGUCAUCGGGGAGCCCAAGCCCCUGUUUGAGAAAAUUGACCCUGAUAUGGCCAAGGAGUGGCGCUCUCGCUACGGUGGACGUCAAGCCAAGGCACCCGAAGCGCCCAAGGUGGAGUUGCUACCCACGGAUCGCAAACGUAAGACUUGGUCGGACAGAUGCGGCAAUAGGUUUUGGCAUCCAAUCUCAUUUGAUUCACUGCUGCGAUGA